This is a messenger RNA of Exserohilum turcica Et28A, 2840 nucleotides long. RefSeq lists its product as uncharacterized. The coding region runs from base 264 to 2567 and encodes 767 amino acids. The record is from RefSeq and is a predicted model, not a curated record. The transcript has 2 exons. Gene Ontology annotation, molecular function: oxidoreductase activity. Lineage: Eukaryota; Fungi; Ascomycota; Dothideomycetes; Pleosporales; Pleosporaceae.
CUGCACGCCUCUCUGAUUCCUCGUUGUCGUCGUCGCGCGUCGAGGUCUCUUCGUACUCGCUUUUUUCUUUGCUGACCACUGGGCCCUUGUUCCCACGGUCGUUACGCUCAUUUGCCUCCGUUUUUAGUUUCUCACUUCUCCCUUGUCCCUCCCUCUCCUUGACUGCUUCCCUCGGAUCCCCCCGCCUGUCGUUCCUGCCCCCUUCAUCCGCAAAGAGAAAGAAGAACUAAAAAAGAAGGCGCCGUGCCGUCCCCUUCCCCAACAUGGCCAGCUUCAGCAAGCCUGCGAGCAUCAUGCCCAUGCUCUUUGUCCUUUUGUCGCUCCUGCACUUCACUCUAGCCUUCCAGCAUGGCCACCAUGCCCGCGCAUUCCCCGAACAAUUCAGCGAGAAGCUCCCAAACCUCGAGGACCACAUCAAGCGCCAGUCGUCCAGAGGCGUCAUUGCUAUUGUCGGAGUAUGCAGCACCAACUACGACAAAACCACGGGCAAGUGCAACCCCGGAAGCACCGCUGCGCCCCGUCUCGAGCUUCGUCAGCUGGCCCAGAACACCGAUGCCUACAACCUGUUCCUUCUCGGCAUGCAGCGCUUCAAGGCAAUGGACAGGAACGACCCCAUGUCCUACUACGCCAUCGCCUGUAUCCACGGCCGUGCCUUCAUCACCUGGAACACGUUUGGCCCCCUUGUGAACAAGGCUGGUUUCUGCCCCCACGUCAUGACCAUCUUUGCGAGUUGGCACAGAGCCUACAAUGGUCUUGUCGAGCAAGCUUGGUACAGGUGCGUCCUCGAGAUCGUCGAGGAGUUCCCCCCCAGCACAAGACAGCACUGGAGAGACAUUGCCGUCAACCUCCGCAUGCCCUAUUUCGACUGGGCUCGCAAUCUGCCCCAAAAUGUUCCUACCGUCCCCACGCUGCUGCGCGACAAGACCAUGCCCGUCAGGACGCCACGUGGCGACAUGACGAUUGAGAAUCCCCUCUACAGUGCCAAGUUUGGCGCGUCCAUGCCCCCGGAGAUGGGUGGAACCCCAUGGAACAACUUCCCCGAGACGCUGCGACGCCCCGUUGGCAACCCUACCCGCAGCAAUAACAACGAGAUGAACGGUCGUUUCGAUACGAUGCGCAUCUCGCUGCGUGACCGUGUCUUUGCCCUCUUCGCCAGUAAGGCGCCCGUGGGCGCCGCUACCACGGCAGCCAUUGGUGUCCGCACCGACAUGAGCGGCAGCGGCGUCGACAGUUACGAGGCCAUCCACGAUGUCGUUCACAACUUGGCUGGCGGUGAGUCCGGUGGCUACAUGUACUACUUGGACAUUGCUGCUCAUGAUCCCCUUUUCUAUCUCCACCACUUCAACAUAGACCGUUUAACCCACAUGCACCAAAUGAUCGUGCCCAACACGUGGAUCCUCUCCGGUCCCGUAUCGCAUCCCAUGGCCCAAUGGCAACAGAAUGAGAUGAAGAACAAGUAUAGCCCUCUGAAGCCAUUCACAAAGGACAUUGCGGGCAACUACUUCACUUCAGUCGACGUUAUUGAGACGCGUACUCUUGGAUACUACUACCCCGAGACCAGCGACAGGUCCUACCAACAGACGGUGCGCGCCAUCAACCAGCUUUACGGUACCAACGGCAGGACCUUGAGCAAGCGCGACGGUGAUUACACGCCCUCUGGCCAGUACCUUGGCCGUCCUAUCAAGGAGGGCGAGUACCACACGGUUCUGUCCGUCAUCGCCAGCAAGUACGCCAUCGCCGGAUCCUACACUAUCCACUGCUUCGUUGGCAAGCCAGAUAACUCGACGUCUAAAUCCACAUCCAACUCGACUGCCCCCUACCCCGUGCAUAACUCAACCCUCUCGGCCAGCAUCUCGGUUGGUGGCUUGAACAUCUCGGCCAGCAUCGGCUCGACCACCCCUGUCUACGGUUCCUACACGUCCGAAGUCAUGUCGGACCCGGACGAUGCUCCCUAUGACCCAUCUACCGACCCUACUCAGGCCCCCAACUUUGUUGGUUCCUUUGGUGUCCUCGGCGGCAUGAUGGCCGGUGGCGGCAAUGCCUCUCAGCCCGUCAUGACCAAGGGCUCUAUCCCCUUGACUACGUGCCUGCAGGGUAAGGUUGCCUCUGGCGAGCUCCAGUCUCUGACUCCCGAGCACAUUGAGGCCUAUCUUCAGGAGAACCUCUAUUACAAGGUCAUCACCCAGGAUGGCGAGGUUGACGCCGACUCCAUCCCCCACCUGCAUAUCAGCGUUGCCUGCACCAAGGCCAAGCCUGCCGCCUCGGAUGACGAGCUCCCUGACCUGAGCGCUCCUUACAAGGUCCUCCCCAAGGCCACUGCCCAUCUCCCCGCCGGAAAGCCAUUCACCUACGUCCCAUCUGCUAUGGACAUUAUUCUGCCCGAAGACCAGGGCUACGACCUUCCCAGCAGCGAUGGCACCACGCCCAACCCCAGCCACGGCGUCUUCCCCAAGCCGGCCAUGAUGCCCUGGCAGGAGUCUGGCUACUGCUACAGCCAGCAGACGAUUGAGUAUGUCGAUGAGGGAGGCAACUUCCUAUACCGCCGAAUGGGCUCUGGCGGCAAUUAAAUGUUGGCUUUUGGGCACAAGGCCAAGUGGCGGGGUUGGCUGCAUCCAAGAGAUUUUGGGGGGGUUUUCCUUUUCUUACAUAAUACCUUUUGAAUGUGUAUCGCCGCAACGAAAGAUCUUCUUUCUUUUGUAUAAAUAACCUUUGAUAUCCAAACAAGGCCUGUUUUGUCGUUUCGGUCAUGUACUGUUGGGUCAUGCACUGUUCGAUGCUCGCAGCAUGUCACUAUACCAUUUCCUGGCGUUUUAGUGUCGCAAUCCAACGCCAUCUUCUCC